Strongylocentrotus purpuratus (purple sea urchin) is the source of this 2649-nucleotide messenger RNA. RefSeq names its product rab5 GDP/GTP exchange factor. NCBI's taxonomy places the organism in Eukaryota, Metazoa, Echinodermata, Echinoidea, Camarodonta, Strongylocentrotidae. The record is from RefSeq and is a predicted model, not a curated record. Gene Ontology annotation, molecular function: small GTPase binding; guanyl-nucleotide exchange factor activity; DNA binding. Gene Ontology annotation, cellular component: endocytic vesicle; cytosol. The transcript is spliced from 9 exons. Bases 136 to 1884 code for a protein of 582 amino acids. Gene Ontology annotation, biological process: vesicle-mediated transport.
GGCUGACUGAGCUGAGCUGGGCGGCUCGAUCUCUUCUGUUUUAUUUUCUUACCCUUGCAGCCACAACUUAAUAGAUUUCCAUUCUUCAAAAGAGAUCCAGUCCUUAAACCUGUAUAAAAUCAACCUACAAGCAAGAUGGCCGCCCCUACUACUACGAGGAAGAAGAAGGGCUUUCACAUUGACGAGGCUGAGCUACUCUGCAAGAAAGGCUGUGGGUUCUAUGGCACCGUUGCCUGGCAGGGCUACUGCUCCACAUGCUGGCGGGGGGAAUGCCAAGUCAGUCGACAAGCUCAGAUCGAGAGUGAUGCACUCUUUGCCAAGAGGCUGUACGAGAGUGAAAUGCAGCAGUCAGGGCCCCCCUCUACCCUGGCGAUCACCCCGGACCAACAAGCCUCCAACGACCCCACCCACAUGGCCCUCACAUUCCCCCCUCGCUCUCCCAAGCCAGAGCAGCCCCCAUCCCCAGCAGGCCAGCAAGGGGUGGUGUCCCCAGGAGGUGCCCCCACCCAGGGGGGUCAGAACGAGACGCUGACCUUUGACAAGUUUGAAGAGAAACGGAAGCAGAGGCAGAACAGCAAAACAAAGUCCAUGAAGACGCUCUUCUCGAAGGGUGGCAAGACACCAAACAGAGCAGAGGGCGCCGCUCAAGCUCCCCAUGCGCGGCUUGAGAAGCAAAUCAGCAUGGAAAGCCAGCGCGCCAUGGGCGACUUCAUGGAGUUCCUCAAGAUACUCAACCGCCCCGCUGCCCAGGAUCUCAACAAGCAGUGCAGGGCGUUCGUGGAGAGACUGCAGAGGGAUUCCAAUCUGUCGGUGGAAGAGCAAGCAGAGCUGGUCCAGGACUUCUAUCACAGCAUGGGGGAUAGGAUGAGCACCCACAGCGCCUUUAAAGAAUUCCUUCGCCACGAAGCAAUCCAUUUCCGUCAAACAAUGGGCAUCUCCGAGUUCUCAGAAACAAGUAGAUUUCCCUCUGAUUUUCAAGAAGCACCAGACCAAGGUACGACCUCGGAGCAGUGUUCCACCAUGAUGGACCACCUUGAGAAGGUCAUCAUGACGCGGCUCUACCGCGACCUCUUCUGCCCUCCGCUGUCCGACGAUGAACAGAAGGACCUGGCCAUCCAGAACCGGAUCCGUCGUCUGCGCUGGGUCAUGCCCUCCAUGCUGGAUGCUGCCCUCAACGAGGAUAAUACGAAUGUGGAGAGGCUGAUAGAGAAGGCUCAGGAAGAGCUGAUCGACAUGAACAGCAAGAGGGCGCCGAUCGACAAGCUGUGCUGCAUCGUACGGACCAGCAAGCUUAUCUUCCAGAUGGUUCACCAGUCCCAGGGUGCACCGGCUAGCGCUGAUGACUAUCUACCGGUCCUGAUCUACAUGGUCCUCAAGGCCAACCCUCCGCAGCUGCACUCCAACAUCCAGUACGUCUCCAGGUUUGCCAAUCCCAACAGACUGAUGCAGGGAGAAACGGGCUACUACUUCACUAAUCUGUGCUGCGCUAUAUCUUUCAUCGAGAACCUUGAUGCCCAGUCGCUCUCCCUUACCCAAGAGGAGUACGACGACUACAUGUCUGGCCGUGCCGUGCCACCGGGCAGCGAGCGCAACACGGAACCCAUCUGCGAGGGCCUGCGCAUGAUGUACGCCAACCUCUCAGCCCUGGAGGACCUUCGCAUCCGACAGGACAGCCUGAUGGAGAAUGCCCUGGACCUGCAGAAGGAGCUGACCGCCUGGAGGGACGGCGUGGUGGACAGGGUCCAGGAGGUACUAACCAGUAAGCCUCUGGUGGUCAAGAGGUUCAAGGUUCCGAGACUGGACGAUGAUAUCACUCAGGAGGACAACAAGGACUUGCCCUUGCCCCUUCAGCCGGUCGUUGUACCCAUGAAACCAAUAGCAUAAGGAUUUUGUAGAAUGUCUAGAGCUCUAUAGAUGAUGCGUGAAAGGAUCCGUGUGGAUGGGUACCAAAUACCUUUGCACAUUCAAAUGAUGGCAACAGUUUAAGGAUUUUAUAAAAUGUCUAGAACUGCAGGUGAUGGAUUGAAGGUAUCAAAAGCCUUCAUUCUUUCGGCAGGUUGUUGUACCCAUUACACCAACAGCAAAAAGGAGUUUAUACAGUGUCUAGAUGUAUGCCCUUACCCUUUCAACCAGUAGUUGUACACAUGAAGCUGACAGUGUGAGGCUUCCGUAGAAUGUCUCAAGAGUUGUAUCUAGAUCAUCAGAUGAUGUAGGGAAGGAACCUGUGAGGACCGAGUAUCCCUGUCCCUUUAAUGGCUAUUCAUACCCAUGAAGCUGUAUGUGUAAGUACUAAUGUAGAACAUCUAGCACUGUUGAAGAUGUGUUGAACAACUGUCACCAGGAGAGGUAUCAAAUGCCCCUUGUCCCUUCAACCUGCAGUUGCUCACAUGCAGCCGACAGCGUAAGGAUUCUUCAAAGUGUCAAAGACCUUGGUCACGUAUGGAGGGAAUCUUCCCAAGGAAAGAUAUUUCACCCAUGAAACAAGACCAUGUGAUGAUGCCGCAGGAUGUCUAGAAUUGUGUGUGAUGUAUGGACAAAAUCUUAGCAGAUACAAUUUACGUAUCAAGUGCCCUUGCCCCUUAAACCAGGGGGGUGUUUCACAAAGAUCCCAGGUCAAACUUAAAUCUAAGUUGAACUUAAAUAUUAUGG